Messenger RNA from Haliotis rubra (blacklip abalone), 2021 nucleotides. RefSeq lists its product as uncharacterized. The coding region runs from base 161 to 952 and encodes 263 amino acids. NCBI's taxonomy places the organism in Eukaryota, Metazoa, Mollusca, Gastropoda, Lepetellida, Haliotidae. The transcript has 2 exons. The record is from RefSeq and is a predicted model, not a curated record.
CAGACGUGAAUGAAUAUGAAUCGUGUCUGACGUUGGCUGUUCAUUGACCAAUCGGGAGACAGGAGCUUACAAGGGACAGGGUGUAUUUCACACUGACACAGCACCGAGCUUCAGCAACUACAUUUUCGUGAACUGUGUCGUCAUCGUCGACAGCAACAAGAUGUCUAUCGACGUAGUUGACCUAGAGGAGAUAGUUACCUCCUUCUUCUUUGAAGAGUGGAUGGAAGCCAAGAAGAUGAAGGAAGCUGACCGCGAGAGCGUUGAAAUCAAGUGGGACCGUGUUCGGUUCACCCACUCCCCGGCCGUGUACGUCAAGGAUGAGGUGGUGGAGGAGGCCGGGGAGGAACCCGACCCCGAGGUGAAGACUGAGAAGGGAGGGACUCCCAAUGCUCAUGUGAUAUUUACUGCGUUCUUUGCGAAUAAUACUGAGGCUGAACAAGUUCAUACCUUGACGACAGAACGUCGGACAAAGUCGACGUGUACGGUGUCGUUGUCUAAAGCUUACACAAUGGGAGCAUCUGUGAACAUUCGAAUAACGCCUCCUAACCCUAUUGUUGAAGCUAACGCCGGCUUUAAAGCCGAGAUGUCCAAGAUGAAAGGGUUGAAUGACACCGUGGAAAAGGAGUUGACGUGGUCAGUGAACAGUCAGAUAAAGAUACCCAAGAAGUCCCGGACACGGGUGGACCUGGUCAUAAAGGAGGAGGAGUAUGAUGGACGCUUCACCAUGGACACCAAGAUAGAGGGAAACGUGGUCAUCACGGCUUGGACCAAGAACAGAGACAAGCACGUCAGUUCAGCCUCCAUCAAAGUUGCCACCAUCUUCGCUAAGAACAAAUAUUUUAAAGUUGAUAAACCCAAGAAUGCCGCGACUUUCACCACAGAGGGAAACUGUAAAUGUCGCUUCGGGAUUGAGCAGAAUAUGGAGCAGACAGAACUCCCCCUCUUGAAGUGAAUCAACCUGACCACCAAGUGCUGUGUUUAUACAAUGGGUGUCAUGGCAUCCCCUGUAUCUGCUAUGAGAAGCAGGACUGUGAUUCAAGCCGACAUUCCGCCGUAGUGGUCAGUGCAGCAGACAUCCAUGUACAUAAUUCGCUUAAGUUAGUAUGUUAUUAUAUACGUGUAUCUGUAUAUGGGCGCCAUCAUGGGUCUUGUGAUGAUAGAAUCAUGUACUGUGUGAAGGAAAUCUUCCUGUAGGCGCCAGUGUACUUGGAACUGCAGUUGAGUGAACAGUGUCGGGGUUGUACACAUGGAAUGUAUCCCAGGAUAAUCUUGUAUAUUGUAGCUGACUGUUGCCACCAUCAUUACCAACACCACGGAUGUUUUUAGCUUUUGUCACCAAUAAUGUAACAUCAGUUCCUGACGGAGCUGUGACGCGGGCUACUGUAGCAAUGCACGUUAUCGACUCACGCGUGCCUGUAGUCAACGCUGAUAGAAUAUCACCCGCCAUGUUCAGGAUGUAGCGGUAUAGUUUAAUGAUUGCUGACUUUCAGCUCAUGAUACAGUUUCGCACGAUCUACGAAUUAUGACCCGAUAUUUAUGAUUAUAUAGGAUAUUUUGUGACCAAUAUAAAAAUGCUCUAUGUAAAAAUCUAUAGAAGCGCCGUAAAUGAAUAUAAGGUUUGCAACGGGAGGUAACUCUGAUUUCUAAGCUGAUUAGGGUUAGUCUCAAAAGUAAACAAAUCUGUUUUCGGUUCGGGAGGACACUGACGAAAGCUUUCACGAACGUUAUCUGUGAUAUGAGCAAAUACCUUUGUGUUCAUUCUCUGGUUGUCAGUUUGGAAUAACUUUCUGUUACUUUUGUUGGUCAAUAUGUCAUCUUGCUUUUUUACAAAUCAAUAAGAGUCGUGAUAUUGGUGAAAUAAUAUCAAGGAGACAUUAAACCGAACUCAACCACUACAACCACAGACUCCACACUGCUGUUCAGUCAAUAGUAAUUGUUGUUAUUUUUUGCCAAAGACAUUUUUUCUACUCAAGUGUUAUAAUCUGCUAAUAGAGAAAGUGAAUAAAUUAUCUAUACUCUUA